Molecule: messenger RNA, 1230 nt
Organism: Purpureocillium lilacinum
Lineage: Eukaryota; Fungi; Ascomycota; Sordariomycetes; Hypocreales; Ophiocordycipitaceae
Biological process (GO): nucleobase transport; transmembrane transport
Cellular component (GO): plasma membrane
Molecular function (GO): nucleobase transmembrane transporter activity
Source: RefSeq, a predicted model, not a curated record
AUGGGUGUCGACUGGCCUCAAGUGAAGCGAAAGCUCGAGUGCCCCAAGGAUGAGGACGCCAAGUACGACAACACGGCCUGGUGCAACCGUGAUCUGAUUCCCAUCCCGCCCGACCGCCGCACAUAUGGCAUCUGGUCCUAUGUUGGUUACUGGACCGUCUCGGGAUCCAACAUUUCAGCAUGGUCAACGGGCAGCACUUUACUUGCCUUUGGCCUUAGCCCUCAGCAGGCCAUUGGGGUCGUCAUUCUCGGCGGAGUCCUCACAGGCUGCCUCGCGGUUGCCUGUGGCUGGAUGGGGGCCAACCAUCAUAUUGGGUUCACCGUGUCUAGUCGCUUCUCCUGGGGUAUGCGAGGCUCGUACUUCCCAGUCUUGCUUCGCGUGUUCGUCGCGUGCAUGUGGUUUGGCAUCCAGGCUUUUUGGGGCGGUCAAGCAACCAGAGUGUGUAUUGGAGCCAUCAUUCCUGGCUUUGCCCACAUGAAGAACUACUUCUCCGCGAGCUCCCACCUUGAGACCAAAGACUUCAUCGGCCUUCUUAUCUGGAUGGCUGCAUUCAUUCCUGGUAUUCUCAUCAGGCCCGAGAAGCUGCAGAUCCCUUUUGUCGUCUGCUUCUUUCUCUUUUGCGGCUGCUGUCUCGGCUUGCUCAUAUGGAGUGUCUCACAAGCUGGCGGCGCCGGCAGCCUAUUCCAAAUGCCUUCCACUACUCCCAAUGUCGGUUGGGCGUUUAUGUUCGGCAUCACCUCAAUCCUCGGCGCAUGGGGUGCUGGCACCUUGGGCCAGUCCGAUUGGACUCGAUAUGCCAAAACUAGGCACGCACCCACGCCCUCGCAGCUUCUUGCCUCCCCCUUGACGAUUGCCAUCACUGCCAUCAUUGGUAUCAUCGUCACGAGUGCCUCGCGGGAUAUUCUUGGCGGAGAAGUCAUCUGGAAUCCCAUUUUCCUCUUAGCGGCCAUUCAGGAAUAUUACCAGUCAAGCUCGGGCGUGCGGGCGGGCGUUUUCUUCGCCGCUCUUGGCCUGGUUGCCUCGCAGUUUUCGAUCUCCGUGGUGCUCAACUCUGUCUCCUGCGGCAUGGACAUGGCCGGUCUAUGGCCACGAUACAUCAACAUCAGACGCGGUGCCUAUAUCAUGGCCAUCAUCGGCAUCGCCAUUCAGCCUUGGCAGCUGCUUACCACAGCUGCGAAGUUUCUUGCAGUUCUCAGUGGCUUCGGAGUUUUCCUUGCUCCUGCGACGUAA